Molecule: messenger RNA, 1803 nt
Organism: Pipistrellus nathusii (Nathusius's pipistrelle)
Lineage: Eukaryota; Metazoa; Chordata; Mammalia; Chiroptera; Vespertilionidae
Source: the annotation of a GenBank genome assembly
AUGAGAGAGACCUUGGAGGCCCUCAGCUCCCUGGGAUUCUCUGUGGGACAGCCGGAGAUGGCCCCCCAAAGCGAGCCUGGGGAAGGGUCCCAGAAUGCCCAGGAGCAAAUGUGCCCUCCCAGGGAAGACAGAGCGCUGGGCUCCUCUACAUGUUCCGGGCACAAGGCCCCCAGCCUGAAGGAAGAUGCCCAUCCUGAACAGGCUGAGGCUCCCUGCAGAGGGAGCCAGGCACACACCCCACGGGAGGCUGAGCCUGUGGGCUCCUGCCCAGGAGAGGCGUGGAUGACUCGGAAGGUGAAGGUGGAGGAGGAGGACCAGGAGGCAGAGGCCAAAGUCGAAUGGCCCCAGCAUCUGUCCUUACUGCCCGGCGGCCCCUUUCCCGCACCUGACCUGGGGCCUCUGGCCGCCGCCGCCUACAAGCUGGAGCCGGGCAUCCCGGGGACCCUGGGCGGGCUCUCACUGCUGGCCGGUUGGACUCCAGCCUCGGAGAAACCCUACGGCUGCACCGAGUGCGAGCGACGGUUCAGGGACCUGCUGACCCUGGGGCUGCACCAGAGGCUGCACCGCGGCGAGGGCCCGGCCGCCUGCCCGGACUGCGGCCGCAGCUUCGCGCAGCGAGCGCACCUGCUGCUGCACCAGCGCAGCCACCGCGGCGAGCGGCCCUUCCCGUGCCCCGAGUGCGGCAAGCGCUUCGGCAAGAAGGCGCACCUCACCCGCCACCUGCGCACGCACACGGGCGAGCGGCCCUACCCGUGCGCCGAGUGCGGCAAGCGCUUCAGCCAGAAGAUCCACCUGGGCUCGCACCAGAAGACGCACACGGGCGAGCGGCCCUUCCCCUGCGCCGAGUGCGGGAAGCGCUUCCGCAAGAAGACGCACCUGGUCCGCCACCAGCGCAUCCACACGGGCGAGCGGCCCUAUCGGUGCGCGCGCUGCGCCCGCGGCUUCACGCACAAGCAGCACCUGGCGCGGCACCAGAGGGUGCACGAGGCGGCCCGCCGCGCCCCGCUGGCUCCCGCCGAGGUGCCCGCCUCUCCGGGUUCUCCUCCCGCCCAGACCCUGGCCCCGUCCCCGCCGGGACCCGAGCCUUUCGUCUGCGCCGAUUGCGGACUGAGCUUCGGCUGGAAGAAGAACCUCGCCGCGCACCAGCAUCUGCAUGCCGGCGAGGGGCGCCCCUGUGGCUGUGGCGAGGGCGCGCCGGGCGGUGCCGCAGAACCCCUGGCUUGCGCUGCGGAACCCCCGGCCUGCGGGCAUUGCUGCGCCCAGGCGCCCCAGGGCGAUCCCGCCGGCGGCGGCGAGCGGUCCUUUUCCUGCCCGGACUGUGGACGGGGCUUCGCCCACGGGCAGCACCUGGCGCGGCAUCGGAGGGUGCACACGGGCGAGCGCCCCUUCCCCUGCGCGCAGUGCGGCCGCCGCUUCGGCUCGCGGCCCAACCUGGUGGCCCAUUGCAGGGCCCACAGCGGCGCCCGGCCCUUCGCCUGCGCUCAGUGCGGCCGCCGCUUCAGCCGCAAGUCCCACCUGGGCCGCCACCAGGCGGUGCACACGGGCAGUCGGCCCCACGCGUGCACCGUCUGCGCCCGCAGCUUCAGCUCCAAGACCAACCUGGCCCGCCACCAGGCCAUCCACACGGGCGCUCGCCCCUUCGCCUGCGCCCAGUGCGGCAAGAGCUUCAGCCGCAAGACGCACCUGGUGCGGCACCAGCGUGUCCACGGCGGCGAGGCCGCCCGCCUGGCCUCCGACUCCGACCUCCCGGCCCCGGCCUGGCCCACGCCCACCGAGGUGGCAGCGCCCCCACUGUUCUUCUGA